GCCACCAACAAUAAUCUCCACGGAGCUGCCAGAGCGCUGUGGGCGUCGGAGCCAUAGGCAUAUAUAUGUCUAUGUUCGGAGCUGCCAGCAGUUAUUGCCAACUACACAAUGGUGUCUUCACCCCCGCCUAAUUUUUCCUGGAUUGAGCCUAACAAUCUGGCAGGGCUAGCGUUGCCCAGAACGACUGCGCAUUAUAAAUACUUGUUGGAUAGUGGCAUACAGCACUUGGUUUGUCUUUGUGAGACGAAGCCUCCAUGCUACGACACCUGUCCUGGACUGACAUUGCACCACAUAGCAAUAACAGACUUCUGCCCACCCAGUUUGGAUCAAAUCAAAAGGUUCUUGGCGAUUGUUGAGAACGCCAACGGAAAUAAUGAGGGUGUGGGAGUUCACUGUCUACAUGGCCAUGGAAGAACAGGGACGAUGCUGGCCUGCUAUCUGGUGAAGGCUAGAAAGAUCUCAGGGGACCACGCCAUCAAGGAGAUUCGAAGACUGCGCAGUGGGUCCAUCGAAACACAAGGGCAGGAAAAAGCAGUUUUGGACUUCUAUAAUCAUAUUAUACGAAGCCUUUAAAACUUUGUUGUGGCCAUCUGUAUCUGUUAACGUCUUGGCAUUCUUAUAAACCUUUCAUUCAGUUGUUCUUUCAAAAUGUAUUCGUGGAAGUGCAAUUAAACCAUUUAUUUAUUUUUUAUUGAUUCAUUCAUCCAGCUUAUCACAUUGGUGAUGGAAUAGACAAAAUGUAACUUCACAUAAACCAAAGACAAAAUUAGGGAACACAAUUCCGAAGCAAAAUAAUAAAUGGCCACGUGUCCCUUUACCUGUUUUGCAUUUACAGCAUAGGUCUACGAAUUGAGAGGGGUACACUUUAUUGAGAAUUACACAGGUUCUGUGUACACAAUGCAUCAUUUUGUGUUACAUUUCUGUUGUACAGGAAAAUUUUACGCACAUGUAAUAAAGCUUUUAUUGAAGA
Molecule: messenger RNA, 970 nt
Organism: Anguilla anguilla (European eel)
Lineage: Eukaryota; Metazoa; Chordata; Actinopteri; Anguilliformes; Anguillidae
Product: dual specificity protein phosphatase 23-like
Exons: 2
Coding region: 109-573 (154 amino acids)
Biological process (GO): cilium assembly; protein dephosphorylation
Molecular function (GO): protein tyrosine/serine/threonine phosphatase activity
Source: RefSeq, a predicted model, not a curated record